ACGUACGUAGGCGUUGAGGUGGAGUGACGCGUUUUGGAGCGCAACAUACAUUAGCGACUCAACUGACCAAGCAAACGCACCGCGCGCGCCGCGAUCAAUCCGAAGGAGUGCAGUGGGAACAGUUUGUAUGCGUAGAAGGGCCUCAAACUCGACGUCUCGGUUGCGAGCGAGCCCGGCAUGAUCUCUCGGCGAGGUCUUCUCCACUUCGCCUGCUACCAGGCAUAUCUUUGUCUUCGAAACACGUGCGAAUGGUCAAUGCGCUGCUGGUCUGCAAGGCGCAAAGAUUCCAAGCUUGCGCUGACUUUGGUCCGCUCUCGGAUGACCCCGAGUUCCGCCAAGUUCCGCCAUUGAAGCAUCGCAGUCAGAUGUCAGCAGCAGGUCCGGUAUGCCGCUUCUCUCCGCCAGCUGCAGCUUCGUGUUGCAUCUAGGGUUUCGACUGGCGCUGCGCUGGGGCGCCCCACGUCCACGUCAGCGCAGGCCUGUGCCAAAAUGUGCCCGAUCAUUGGAUGCUACUGAUGAUCUGAAUUGGUAUAGCCUGGAAUGCCAAUUGUGCAUCACCGGUAUCAGCCCGGUUAGCUCAGUCGGUAGAGCGCAAGGCUCUUACUCCUGCGGGGGUUGCAACCUUGUGGUCGUGGGUUCGAGCCCCACAUUGGGCGUAUCACAAGCGCAGCGCACGUUGCGAAUAUUUUUGCUUCUUGUGGGUCUCUCCAGCGUCCGGGUUUGGGAAUCCAGGCACGAUGCUGUUGCCAUUCGUGGCCUCCUUGUAUUUGGAUGGGCCGAGUUGCCAGGGAGGGGCGCUGCAGAAGGCUCCGAACUGCCGAAAGCAGGCAGAAGCAGGAGGGUGUGUCACGCCGUGAUGUCGCGCCCUACGAUAGGACACUGAACGUUUCGUGUGCCUGACAGCGACUGUUCCGAGGUCCGUGAUCGUCUUGCGCCACCUUCUCUCAUUCCGAUGUUCGCAGAUCUGUUAUGUCGGCCUCUGCAAAUGGCCGUGUUGGCCACGGCGUAGGCGGCCUGGAGCGCAUGCGUAGCGAGCGAGAGGGUGGCGCAAGAUGAUCACGUUCCGGCUUACACGUUGCCUCUGCGUUUAACGUCCACUAGGACGGGUCCCUCAUAUAGAACGGUCAAAGAC
This is a messenger RNA of Chlamydomonas reinhardtii, 1132 nucleotides long. RefSeq lists its product as uncharacterized. The transcript has a single exon. The coding region runs from base 249 to 428 and encodes 59 amino acids. Lineage: Eukaryota; Viridiplantae; Chlorophyta; Chlorophyceae; Chlamydomonadales; Chlamydomonadaceae. The record is from RefSeq and is a predicted model, not a curated record.